GCGCGCGCUAAUUAGCUAGCGAGCGAGCGCGCGCGCGUGUCACACACAGAGAGAGAGAGAGAGAGAGAGAGAGAGAGAGAGAGAGAGAGAGAGAGAGAGAGAGAGAGAGAGAGGUUUGCUAAUACUUAAGGAAAGAUUAAGGAAAGAGGGGAGUUGGAAACGUUCAUGUCAUAUACGAGGGAAUGGGGGAGGAGGAAGCGCGGGGAAGGGUAGAGGGAGGUUGGGGAAUAUGAAGAGGGGUCGCAAGAUACUUUUCAGAUGACGGCGGAGGGAAUCCUCGAAGACCCUUCGGCAUGGCCAGCGUUAUGGCUCACAUCAAGGCACUACUUCAGAUGCAUGAUCAAAUUUCCCAUAUUGGACGGCAAAUGCCAGGCAGAUAGGAUGUCGGAUUCUACGGUUAUACAUUACAAGAUCUGCUGAAAACAGUGGCAGUCCUACAAUUGCACACGACUUACGACUUACCUCAACUACUACGAGCAACUCUCAAUCACACAGUCACCCCACCGAACUGAGACGUGUGCGCGCGCUUGCACACACACACACACACACAGAGACAGAUGGCGGAACCACCACGUCGUUCUUGUCGCGCCAUUGCUGAUCCACGAAAUUCAGGAAUGGAGCUGGCAAAAUGUAGCAGGAUGCCCACACGUCUCGGUACCUACUUUGCAUCUGCCGCCACAGUGUGUCGUGAGGGGGGAACUGCAUAAUUCGAGGCCCAAGAGGUUGGGUUCUGAACACGUUGCUUUUCGAAUUCCAUAUCGGGCAUCCUCAGCCGAAGAGCAGCGGAAUCGAGAGAAGGAGUGGAUGGUGAAUCUGGUGAUUGCGAGGAGGACAUAAACCAUGUCCGAGGAACAGGUGGAGGACGACGCGAGCGGGAGUGGGAGUGGCAAUGGCGAUGGGAAAGAAAACAUGUCGCCCUUGGGAACAGGGGGCACACCUACUUCAGCCCGGACUCUGCCACGAAGAGAAUCGUCCACGGUUCUUCGUGAAACCUCGGAACUAAUUCAUGAAUGGAGAAGUGGCGCACCACUCAUCCGCUUGUCGGACAUUGCCUUGUAUGACGGUACAGGCAUACGCGUGUCUCGGUGGCUGCAGUCUGCCACCAACACGCUCCAGCUCAUGGGUGCCACACCCGACACGUGGGUGGGUCACGUCUCCACGCGCCUGCGUCGCGGUCCUUUCGAGGCUUGGGAGGAUUUCUACGUACACUCCCUCCGCGCGGGUCGAACCCCGACCUUCAUGGAUUUCCAGGCGUUCCUCGAGGAUCGCUUCGGAGCUCGGCAUGACGUGACUGACGCCUUCGAGCGCGUCGUCACUACACGCUGGUCCGACUCUGGUGGCGCAAAUGACCUAGAUCGCCACAUCCAGGUCUUUCAGGACGCACGCCUCAUUUGUGACGUGGCGUUACUCCCCAAGGCUGCCCUUAUCGAUCGUUUCUUGGCCAGCCUCCCGCUCGAGUACCGCUCCGAGUUAUGGUGGUACCACUGCGACACCACACCCCGAUCCUCCUCCCCAGAGCCUUCCGUGCCCACACCAUCUCCUUCUAUCACUGUCCCCUCGCCUCGACAGUUCGCCCACUUCAUCCGACAGGACGGCGUCACCUUCUUUAUUGUGAACGUGACGGAUCUCUUACACUAUGAUAUUCCCUGUCCCGACGCCAAGCUCAUCCUUCUGGAGCCAAAUCCUCCUUCUAUCUUCAUGGUUCCCAUCUCUACUUUCGUCCCUCCGCCGUCCGUCAAGUCCACCCCGUCGUUGCGGGCUGACGCUGACGCUGAGGAACUCGCACGAUAUACGGCUGACCUGGAGCCCGCAGUUCGUGACCUCAUUCGAGAGUACCACGACGUUUUCCCAUCAUCGUUCUCGUAUGCUGGCAUCCCACCGAUGCGUGAUGUCGAGCACUCCAUCCAGCUUGUGCCUGACUAUCGUGUUCACCACCCGACACCGUACAGACUCUCGAUCCCUGAGGCCACCGAACUCAAGCGUCAGUUUGAGGAGCUCCUGAGACUGGGUUUCAUUAAACCCAGCAACUCCCCGUGGGGUGAACCCGUCCUCUUUGCUCGCAAAGCGGAUGGAACUCUCCGUCUCUGCAUCGACUAUCGCGGCCUCAACCGCUACACGGUUAAGAACAGCUACCUCAUGCCUCGUUCUGACGAGCUGUUCAACCGCCUAGCAGGCAACCGCUUCUUUACGAAGAUUGAUCUUCGUAGCGGUUACCAUCAGAUCCGCGUCGCUGCAGCCGACCAGCCGAAGACAGCGUUCCGAUCGCGCUUCGGCCACUACGAGUUCACGGUGAUGCCAUUCGGCCUCACCAACGCACCCGCUACCUUUCAAAGGGCGAUGAAUGACAUCUUCAAGGACAUCUUGGAGCAAUACGUUUUCGUCUACCUCGACGAUAUCCUGGUCUACAUUCGUACCCUUGUGGAGCACCUCAGACACCUCUGCGACGUCCUUGACCGCUUGCGCAGACAUGGCUUCUAUGCCAAGUUGAGCAAGUCCCGCUUUGCCCAGCACAAAGUGAAUUUCUUAGGACACUACGUGUCUCACCAGGGUCUCCACAUGGACGAUGCAAAGAUCACUGCUAUCGCGGAGUCGCCCGUCCCCACAUCCGCCAAGCAGCUUUGCAACUUCCUAGGCCUGACCAGCUACUAUAGUUUUUCUGACAAACCGAAGCUCACUCCUCGACAGGCUCGCUGGUGGCGCGACCUAUCCGAGUUUAGUUUCACCUCUGAGCACAUCAAGGGUGAGACUAAUCAGGUCGCAGAUGCCUUCUCCCGGCGCCUUGACCACGACCAGGAGCAGAUUCACCUCUCUUCCAUCUCGGUCACCACCGUCCACCACUCGGUGAUCAACGGGUUUCGCACUCAGUACCGUCACUGCCCCGACUAUCGCGACAUCCACGCGACCCUUCGGAGUGGCAAGACCGUCUCGAACUACUCUCUGGGGAACAACGGUCUUGUAUACUGGCACGGUUCACAGGGCACCAGAGAGCCCCGUAUUUGCGUUACCUCCACUGGACAGCUACGUGUCCGAGCAGUAGCAGAGUUCUAUGACCAGGCAGCCGCCGGUCAUAUGAGCUUCCACAAGACGUUGGCUCGUGCGAGCCGCCUGUACGUCUGGCCGAAGCGCAAGGACUUUGUGAAGGACCACGUCGCAGAGUGUCCCACCUGUCAGGAGAUGAAUAGUGAAUAUCACUUGCCUCAUGGUUUGCUCCAGCCUCUUCCUAUCCCAAAGGGUCGUUUGCAGUCUAUCUCAAUGGACCUUAUAGAUCCUCUUCGUCCCCCGACCCCUCGCCAUCAUGAUGCUAUCCUGGUCGUCGUCGAGCGCUUCACGAAGCGUGUACGCUUUGUUCCGUGCCGCUAUGCCAUCAGUGCACAUGAGAUCGCCGAGAUCGUGUUUGACCGAGUCGUGCGUGACCACGACUUACCCCUGAGCAUCAUAUUUGACCGUGACUCGCGCUUUACCAGCCGAUUCUGGAGACGGCUCUACGAGGUUUACGACACCCAUCUCCGCUUCUCCUCGUCUUACCAUCCUCAAACUGAUGGGCAGACCGAGGUCAUGAACAAGACUCUCGGAGAUAUUCUCCGAAAGAUUGUUCGUGACGACCAGUAGUGGGAUCUCAAUCUUGCCCACGCGGAGAUAGCCUACAACCA
Molecule: messenger RNA, 3650 nt
Organism: Chara braunii
Lineage: Eukaryota; Viridiplantae; Streptophyta; Charophyceae; Charales; Characeae
Source: the annotation of a GenBank genome assembly